Malaya genurostris is the source of this 5556-nucleotide messenger RNA. RefSeq names its product sterol regulatory element-binding protein cleavage-activating protein (gene SCAP). Gene Ontology annotation, cellular component: Golgi membrane; endoplasmic reticulum membrane. Gene Ontology annotation, molecular function: protein binding; sterol binding. Gene Ontology annotation, biological process: SREBP signaling pathway. NCBI's taxonomy places the organism in Eukaryota, Metazoa, Arthropoda, Insecta, Diptera, Culicidae. Bases 1105 to 5328 code for a protein of 1407 amino acids. The record is from RefSeq and is a predicted model, not a curated record. The transcript has 8 exons.
CUGGCAUCCUUGCCGUCAGCCAGCAGUGCAAAACAUUCCAUUUCGAAAAACUCGCUUUAGAGUAGUUAUUCCGUAGAAUCGUGUACUAAUUGCUAUGCCAGGAGUAAGAGUAUUAAAACAUAACAUUUGGUAGAGAAGUGAUUCAAAAAUUCAGAAACUGUAAAACAUGAAUUUGAUCAAGCUGCUUCAGAAUGUGCUAUUUGCAGAUUGAUACUGCAUUGCAAAAACAAGACACGGGAAAGAAAGAUACUAAAACUGACAAAGUAGAGCUCUAGAUUUUCACGAGUGCUAAUAUUCAUCCAAUAUCCAUCGAUCAAUUAUCAGAGGCUUGUUACAAAUUAUGUAAUGUUGAUACACGCGUUAUCCAGUCACUGUUUAUGGUAACAAGGAUUCGUAAAGAAUGAUAAGACAGGUACUACGCAGGAGAAAAGGUGAUAAUACACUUCUUUUUUCUUUUGCUGUUAUUUGGAAAUCUUGACCAUAGUAGGUCAAGAAACAAGUGUGAAUGAUGUUUUUGGAGAAUAUGUGCUAAAAAUAAUCGAGUUGUAGCGAAAAAUAGAAUAAUUACAUCCGGUCAUGUCUCGAAGUAACCUGAUAGAAUCCUAAACAACGAUAAGUAAAGUUGCAUCUCUUGCUUUGUGAUUCAAUCAAGUUUGAAGAGGAUAGAUGCGUAAAAGAAUGAAUAAAAUAUGUAUAAGAUUAAAUUGACAAAAUGGUUUAAUUUAAUCGAGAAAUAAAUACGACGGACAAAUAUAAUUGAAGUUUUGCUAUUUGGACAACUUGGUGCAUCAAUAGACAAAAACCUCACACACCGGCUGAUGCAAUCAAGACGUUUGACCUUGAGCAUGAACGACUAGAAUCGAGCUUCACAAAUUAUGAUCAUGAAUAGUAAUUGCAUUUUGAUGACGAAUAUUUAGAAACAUUUUAAAGCGAGAAAACAUUGGAUGACAUUUUUCAACUGUUAGAAGAGGUACAGCGGAAAGACGAGAAAAUAAAAGUGAUCAAAAUCCAAGUGCAUCCUUACAGUAGCAACAAAAUUGCAACUAUUCUGAACAUCAGCAUAAUCACAACCAACAGCAAACGUUUCAUCGUCGCCAAUCGGCGAUGAUAACCGAAAGCAACGGUUUGACCGGCGGUGCUAUGGUUACACUGCCCACAAACGGAAAACUGACACAUAGUACUGGUCCAACUGUGCGAAUGAUUUCUCGUCAGAAUGCCACCGUUACGAAGGAUGGCGACGGGAAAAGAAAAACAUUACCGGCGCGUGUAGCACACCUUUACUACCGGCACGGUUUGUUCCUAUCGAGUUAUCCGACCUGUGCAACGAGCGUAGCAAUUGCCGUGAUCAUCUUCUGCUGCUAUCCUUUACUCAACAUCCCUCUUCCCGGAACUUUCCCUACGAAGGUGAUUUUUCCCUACUCGGACCAGAUUGGAAGGAAUCUACAAUUCUAUAGCCACUCUACCAAUGGCUCAAGUAUCACUUCCGAGCUGUAUAAUCCAUUCAACUUUAACGGGAAUAACUUCUUCAGCAUCUACAACAUCAGCUUAGAGCCACCGUUUCCGUGGGCUCGAAUUGACCCGCUUCUCUAUGUUCAGCAAAUUAUUAUGCGUUCCAGUGUGGUACCGUGGAAGGAUGAGCUGCAGCUAACGGACGCCUUCCGGGGACCACUGUACGAGGUAUUCAAAUUGAUCGAGAUUAUACGCAACCACGAGGAUGACAGGAAAACCACUCUCAGUCAUCUUUGCUUGCACGUUGAAAAUGUAAAGCGAACUUCUCAGCAAAUGCUUUUUCCUGAAUACAACUGUCUGCUGCUGUCGCCGGCAAAUUUGUGGCAACAAAACAUUCAAAGCUUUAACAAAGACAGCAACCUCCUCAAUACGAUAUUUGUAAAUCACAACCUGCACAAAUCUAAAGUAUCGACAUCGGAGAUGCUUUUCGGAAUAUCUCUGCGGGAUACUGGAGUUAAGCGAUACCCGAUGCGUGUCCGCUCGCGAAUCAUUCAGUACGCGGUUACACUGAUUCUUCGGGAAAAUGAUGCUGCCUUUAUUGGUUCACUUAAGGAGAAAUUGAUACAAUCGUAUCCGAUGCACCAACCUGUAGAAAACACCAGUCCGUCUCAGACUCAGAAGCAGAAAAUCAACGAGCAGUCCUCGAUCAUGUACAUAUUCUAUCCAGGAGAGUUUGACUGGAAAGAGUUCUUGCCCCAGUGUAUCGCGAUUAUGAUGUUAUUUUUGUAUGUGUAUUUUUCAGUGCGUAAAAUUGAAGUGAUACGAUCUCGACUGGUACUCGCUUCUAGUGCCGUGCUCACAGUUCUCGGUAGUUUAAUGAUGUCACUGGGGAUGUGCUUUUUCUUCGGACUGACAAUCAGUUUACAAUCGAAAGGAGUCUAUCCAUACUUAGUGAUUCUCGUAGGUUUGGAAAAUGUUCUUGUUAUCACGAAGAGUGUGCUUACGACAGACAACAAUUUGGAUGUGAAGAUUCGGCUCGCUCAAGGUUUAUCGCGAGAAGGUUGGUCGAUCACGAAGAAUCUGCUCGGUGAAAUCACAAUAUUAACCAUUGGGCUGUGUACGUUUGUUCCAGUGAUUCAAGAGUUUUGUAUAUUUGCAAUUGUUGGACUGGUUUCAGAUUUUUUCUUGCAAAUGAUGUUUUUUUCCACCGUGUUAGCAUUGGAUAUCAAACGGGUUGAGUACAGUGCCGAAGUGAGACAGCUACCGAAAAUGCUGUACUACAACAGUGACACACGACGAAAUGUCUUCGAUGGUAGCCGCAAUGGGAGCAUUAGUCGAUCCAUGUCCCAUCCGAAGCUUUCCGCUAUGAAUCAAAGUGGAAAUCAUAUCAAGAAAAAUAGUCUGACCACAUCGGUAAACGGUAAAGAUAAGAAGAUCCCGAAACGGUUGAGAAUCGUAAAUUUUUGGGCAAGAACGAGAUUUUUCCAACGAGGAUUCAUGAUCUGGAUGAUUCUGUGGAUCUCGAAUAUUAUUUAUAAUUCAGGACUUAUCGAAUACAUGAUUGACAAGAACCUUUCAGCACAACGUGCCGCCAGUGACGCUAGUAAAUUUGACAUUCCGGUAAAUGAUAUGAACGAUAUAAAAUUGCCUGACGGGGCAGUCCACUUGAAUUACAACCAUUUUGCGGAUGGAGAACUAAAAGGCAACAGCGAGAAAAUGUUAAAUAUCACCGAACAGUUGAAACGACUGAAGCAUCCAGACUAUGAAACCGUCUAUCAGCUUUCUAAUUUCCAUUGGUCUUCAAUAUUGAAGCAGUACAAUGUGUCGUUGUCAGGAAGAUAUGUAACUGUAUUGCCUUCGAUCAAAUUAUCGCACGCUGUAAGUCCACAGGUAGCACUUAAACUACGCAACCCAGAGGAACAGGUACCGCAUCAUUUUCAGUGGAAAGCACUGGCAGCGGCGCUUGAUCCGUUAGAUUUGAACGAUGUCGAUACGGGAGACAAUCCCAAUUUAAACAACGGAAACGCACCGUUUUAUCCCAAAACUCCGAUGGAGAUUAUUUUAAGUUGUAUGUUAAUUGCAGUAAGCAUAUUCGGUGUGACGUACGCUUUAGUUGUACUAUAUCGUUGUAUGUGUACUCGAAAUUAUGCUGAAUGGCGUGCCAGUUGGCACGACGGCGAAAGUGAUGAACCCAAACAAGAACAACGUAUACUGGAAGGGGUACCUGUUCAGGUUAACGGUCACAAACAUCGCAUUGAGUGUUUGGUCACGGAUGGUAACAUGAUUGCCAGCUCCUGCCUGCAAGGUCAGGUUAAAAUUUGGGACGGUACAAAUGGUGAGCUGAUUGCCGAAAUACAUAGAUCAAAUCAUUUUGAAAUGCAACGAACGGAAAGUCGACAUUCACUAAGAGAUUCAGUUAUCGUUAAAAGUGAACCCUCAAAUACAAACGUCACCGGGUUACAGGAACUAUUUUCCGAUAGUUCGCCAACCAGCUUUGCUUUUAAGCUGAAGAAAAAAUUACAGUUCAAUUUUACUAGUCAUAACCAUCAACACGAGAAACAGGAAGACAUAAAUCCGUCACGGUUCGAUUUUGCCGCCCAGUAUGAGAAACAUUUUACCACUGGUCAAACAGUAUGCAACGGGGGACUAGGAGUGGAUCUGAUGAAUCGUGUUCUGCUAAACAAUCCGAAACACUGCUACGAGAAGACGGGGUCAGAAAAUAUGCCAAAGCAUUACACUUCCUUUCAACAGCCUAAAAGAUCUCGCAGUGACGAUGACGGCCCUCCACAUCGGCAAAUCAACCCGGGUGAUUGCUCUCAACCACCUGGAGAAGGGGGAGACGCAGUGCUAAAGAAAUAUUAUCAGUCAUCGCCGAUCUGGUGUUUGGAUUUUUUAGAUAAUCUCAUCGUGAUUGGUUGCGCCGAUGGUCGCUUGGAAUUUUGGGAAGGAACAACUGGUAAUUUUAAGGGCAUAUAUGAAGCCGAAAAUACCUACAACAAUGGAGUAACCAACAUUAAGCUUGCCAGUGACAAAGUGGUAGUUGCGCGGUUAAGUGGGCGUAUGGAUUUCCUAAGGCUGGAAACGUACACACAGGGUCGUCAGAUCGAUUGGGGCUUCACAUCGGCUUAUAGACGGACUCACGUGCGAACAGGCUCGGCAGGAAGCAUCAGUUUAAUUCAGCUAGUCGGCUCAAAUCCGUCUUCUACGACUCAAUAUCACACGUCCGAAGAAGAGCUUCGGUGUAUUCUGGAGUAUCAUCAGCAGGGUCACCAAAUGCCUGUCACGUGUUUGGAAGUGGCAGGCGGUAUAGUUAUGACGGGCAGUCAGGAUCACACGGUCAAAGUUUUCCGUUUAGAUAGUCAUCUGUUGCAGUUUACGCUCCACGGCCAUUGUGGUCCAAUCACGUGCCUUUUUAUCGAUCAGUGGCAGGCUGGAAUGGGUGCCUCCGGCUGUCAGGAUGGUUUACUGUGUGUGUGGGACUUAGUACGAGGUGCCUGUAUGUACAAAAUUGAAGCCCAUGAUGACUCCAUAGUAGCGCUUGUCUGUUCACCGAGUUACGUGAUCUCACUCGGACUCGACGAAAGGAUACGGGUCUGGGAUCGAUUUCAGGGUCAACCGCUCAACACCAUGGCCGUUAGUCAUGCAUAUUCAUCGCUUGUGAUGCUGACCCCAUCGCUUCUUGUAACCGGGAAGCCAGGUUCGCUAGUCGUGUGGGAUGUCCGAACUGGUGAUGUUGCCCGAGAAGUUAAACUGGAUUGUUCUAACUCACAGCUCAAUCCAAAGAUUAUGCUUCCUGCCAGCGGAUCGGUAAUUUGUGACUAUGGGAAUCAAAUGAGAAUUGUUCGUUUCCCACUUGUUGCUGCAGAUAAAUGUGAAUAAAAAGUAGAAGGCACACAGAAAAGACUUAGAUAAACACACACAAAACAUAACAAAACAAAGUUUCUACUCAGAGUAAUGCAAAGCAACCAGUAACACUGACUAAAGUAGUUCGUUUUCUAGACUUAGCUACUGUUAUUCGUGAAGUUAGUUGGAGAUAGUUUUAGGAUAUUUAUUUUUUCUGGAAUGGUCUAUCUUAUUGUGUUAGAUUAAACAUUUCCCAAAAUACUA